This is a messenger RNA of Dichomitus squalens LYAD-421 SS1, 1378 nucleotides long. RefSeq lists its product as uncharacterized. Bases 273 to 1106 code for a protein of 277 amino acids. The transcript has 4 exons. Lineage: Eukaryota; Fungi; Basidiomycota; Agaricomycetes; Polyporales; Polyporaceae. The record is from RefSeq and is a predicted model, not a curated record.
AAAUUUUCCAUGCAUCGUGCUACCAGCGUCCCUUCAGUCCCCAGAAGACGUCCCAAUGACACAGGGGCAAGAGCGCCAGGCAGGAAGGAAGGCCGCAGGAGGGCUCAUCCGCACCACAGAUCAGUGCAUGUCUAUAAACGGCGUUAAACCGUAUGGUGCUGAAUUCACGUUGCCAUGGCGGAUAGACGCACCUGCUCGCCCGCCACCCUCAUCACGCGUACGGUUCACCAGCUUCCCCCUGGCCCCCAUGAGUCUGGCGGUCGGCUGCCAGCAUGUCCAUGCCUCAGCCCAACCAGUGGCGGGGUGCCUGGCCAUCGCUUGGCAUCGUCCUUAGGCUUCAGCUCAUCGCCAGUUUCGUUCUGCUUCACUUGAUCUCGAGCGCCCGCGCGGACGUCAACAUCACCCUCGCCGAUACCGCGAGCCAGAUCACUUACAGCCCGCCGGCGUGUGGCUUGACGCUAUCUUCGGCUGGCACCGGAAAUUGCAACAGCUCGUGGCGCAUCGUGACUUCCAAUGUGUCUUCUAGCGGGACGCUCACGAUAACAUCUGGGCCGAACAAUGCUAGUGGAGGAUUGGUGCCCCAGCUCUUUCUUUCCGUCCGAGCACUCGGUCUGUCAAUCAAGACGUCCAACGACUCCACGGCGAUUGUCAAUAUAUCAGUCUCCACUAGUACACCCGUCGUGUCUGUCACUUCCCAGAUCAACUCGUCAAUACAGCCCAUCGAGAUCAUCGGUUUGGUAGAGGACCGUCUGACGACGCUCGCAUUGACCUUUGAGCCGUCGCCGAACCAGACCACUGUCCUGAGUAUCGACUCCAUCGUGGUGACCGUCUCCGAUCAAAAUACUGCACCCUUCGUCUCUCCUUCAAUACCCGCAUCUACCUCGCUGCCCACUGUCACUCCAUCAAUUGUUAUACCCUCGCCCUCUUCGUCCUCUCACCAUGGACAGAGCUCCGGUGACGUCGCUGCGGAGGCCCUCGGCGCCAUUCUUGGCGCAAUCCUCGUUGCAACAGGAGCCGUUUUCGUCCUCCUAUCCUACCGGAAGCGGAAGCGCAGACGUCUCGCACGACCAGACUCUUCGCAUCCUCAGGAUCCCCCAGAGCCGUAGCCGAUGGUGAACCGUCUUCGUUCUCAUAUUUCGAGUUUGCUUUGUUUUGCUUCGGUGUUCAUUGUCGCUCUCUUGUUUCACCUGUGGAACAAUGUGUUAUCUCUGGGUCUCGGUGCGCACGUAGCAGUAUAUACCAUGUACUAUCACCACCACUAUCAUUGGAUGCUUAGACUUGCUUACUGUACCUCCGCAUAAUCUCGGGGAGAAGUGAACAAAUAAUGUGUAUAUUAGUUCGUCCCUAUCCUUCAUUUAGUUAUGGACAGUGUCCGUGA